AUGGACAGCGGCUAUUGACUUAAAGAAAUAACUUACGAGGGCAGAAAAUACAAAAUUCUAUUGCAAAGCUAUAAUGGUCCUUGCCCACUUUUGGCAAUUGCAAACGUAUUGAUUUUACGCGGGGAAUUAAAAAUCCACUCAGAUUAUUCUAAUGUUACACAUGAUAUGUUAACUUCAUUAGUCGCCAAUGUGAUAAGCAAUUCUGAUCCAAAUUUGCAGCGAAAAAAUACCUUAGCAGAAGUCGCUGCUUUACGCGUAGAAAAUGCUUUGAUCCUUCUUACAACUUUACAAGUAGGUCUAGAUGUCAAUGUGAGAUUUAAUGAUAUUCAUGGCUUUGAGCAUACCCCAGAAAGCGACGUAUUUCUUUUGUUAAAUAUUCCUUUAUUACAUGGGUGAAUUGUAGACCCUCAAACGGAAGCUUCUCGAGCUAUUGGAGAUUUAAGUUACAAUCAGCUUCAAGAAGUUUUAGUUAGCUGCAUAGAAAUAGAGGGAAAACAAGUUAUGACGAAAGAAGACUGAGAAUUAAAAAACAAAGGAAAAUUAAUUGAAGAGUUUUUAAGUAACUCAGCAAGCCAAUUAACUGAAGAAGGACUGAAACGGUUAAAAACAGAAUUAGAAGAUGGGAAAUUAUAUGUCUUGUUUAGAAAUAAUCAUUUUUCAACACUUUUAAAAAGAAAAGGUGAAAUUUAUUUGCUAGCUACAGAUUUAGGAUUUAGAGAAGCCAAAAAAUUCGUUUGGGAACAUAUGGAUGCCAUAUCAGGUAACAAUAAAUGGUGUGAUUCAGAAUUUAAUGAAGUAGAAGAAAGCGAAGUUAUUUCUUUUAACUCAAUGAAUCAGCAAAGCCCAGCCCCACACCCAGAAAACUAUGAAGAAAAUAUGCUAAUAGAUGAAGCAAAACAAAAAAAUAUUGAAGAAGAUGCAAGCUUAGCUUUAGCAUUAGCCUUAGCUUAUAAUGAAGAAGAAUGAGAAUCUGACGAAAUAAAAAAAAAUAAUGAAAAAGAAAUAGAAGAAAUGAAGAAAAAAGAAGACGAAAAUAAGAAGAUAGAAGACGAAAAACAAAUUAAAGAAGAAUUGGACAAGAAAAAGAAAGAAGAAGAAACCAAGAAAAAAGAAGAAAAUAAAAAGAAAGAAGAAGAAAUCAAGAAAAAAGAAGAAAAUAAAAAGAAAGAAGAAGAAAGCAAGAGAAAAGAAGAAAAAGAAAAAUCGAUAAAAGAAAGUAAUGAUAACAAAAAAAGAAGAUCAAAGAAAAAUGAAAGUAAUGAGUCAGGACAAGUGAAAAAGAAAAAAAGCAGGGCCUGCAGCGUUUUUUAG
Molecule: messenger RNA, 1311 nt
Organism: Blepharisma stoltei
Lineage: Eukaryota; Ciliophora; Heterotrichea; Heterotrichida; Blepharismidae
Source: the annotation of a GenBank genome assembly